This is a messenger RNA of Cicer arietinum (chickpea), 1820 nucleotides long. RefSeq names its product double-stranded RNA-binding protein 2-like. The record is from RefSeq and is a predicted model, not a curated record. NCBI's taxonomy places the organism in Eukaryota, Viridiplantae, Streptophyta, Magnoliopsida, Fabales, Fabaceae. Gene Ontology annotation, molecular function: double-stranded RNA binding.
CACUAAUUACUUUCUCUUUUGCUCUCUUCUCUACUUCUUCUCCUUUCCCUUUCUCUCUCAUUCUUCCCUCGUCGAACCCUAAUAUCGCCGGUGAACGUUUUCCGGCACCGCCUCUUGCCGGAGUAUCAGCUAACCCGAUCUAUUAUCCAACCAUUAUUUAUUUAUUUAUCAUUAAUUUAACAAAGUGAGAGUUAUAGAGAGAUCAGAAAAUGUACAAGAACCAGCUUCAAGAGCUGGCGCAGAGGAGCUGCUUCAACCUUCCUUCUUACACUUGCAUUCGUGAAGGUCCCGAUCACGCGCCGAGGUUUAAAGCUACAGUUAACUUUAACGGCGAGAUCUUUGAGAGUCCUCACUACUGUUCAACUCUCCGUCAAGCUGAACACUCCGCAGCUGAAGUAGCACUCAAUUCACUCUCCCACCGUGGUCCCUCUCACUCACUCGCCGCUAAGAUCCUCGAUGAGACUGGAGUCUACAAGAACCUCUUACAGGAAAUUGCACAGCGAGUAGGGGCCCCAUUGCCUCAGUACACAACAUUUAGAUCAGGCCUAGGGCAUUUACCUGUUUUUACUGGGAUAGUAGAAUUGGCUGGAAUCACAUUUACUGGUGAACCUGCCAAGAAUAAGAAACAAGCCGAGAAAAAUGCAGCUAUGGCAGCUUGGUCAUCUUUAAAGCAAUUGGCAAAAGAGACUGCUAGCUCUUCAACUGAACCUGAGAACAAUGACGAAUUAGAACAGAUCACUAUAGCACGGGCUUUGCUGAACUACCGUCUUAAGGAAAAGAUGGCAAUGUCUAAUCCAAAUGCUCUAAUUCCAUUUCAGAAGAAAUUUCAGAUUCAAAAUCUCAGACCAACCAGUUCUCAACAUCCUCCUGCGACCACAUCAAAGAUCCUUCCCCUAAUUUGCCAAAAGAAUGGAUCUCGAAGCAAGCCUUCAUCGGCAACUGCAAAUGAAAAUCCUCGAAGCAGGAAUCUGCCAGCAGCAGUAACAAAUGACAAGUCCACGGUGCAGCCGCUACAGUCUUCUGCACUAGAAAGCCGGGGGACCCGUCCUCUGAAAUUCCCUGCAGUGGGUGCAGCACCUUAUGUUCCCAUUCGACAAAUGAGACCACCUUGCCAUGGGAUUGCACCUCCAGUGGCUAUGAGGACCGUAGUACCUGUGUUCUCUGCACCGCCUCUUCCACCACCUGCCUCAGUCCAUCGGAUAAUACGCGCUCCUCCUGUACGAAUUGCUCCUCCAGUCAGUAUUCGACAAGCUGUUCCUGUAUAUGCUGCCCCACCUUCAAGACAAGAUGAACCUGCCCCCCUCCUAAAAGAUCUACCUACCCCCAUCCUAAAAGAUCUACCUGCCAGUAAUACUGUCCAGCAAGAUAAGCUUCCAGCUAAAAUUCAAGAGAUGGACAAGACUGAGAACAACCAACCACAGUCAGAGACUGUGGUGAGCCCACCACAAUCAGAGACAGUGAUGAGUUUGGAGCCGCUGAAAAUUUGAAAUUUAAUUGAGUGGGUCUGAAUUCACGGAAACACAGUCAUGUUUUUGUUGUGAUAGCUUGGUUCGCAUCCUAUAAUGAGUGAUGUCAAAUUACCCCUUCCUUACCCCAUUUUGUCCUGUUAAAUUUGAUGGUUGGCACAGGUUAAUUAGCAUCAGCAGUUCAGUUUCUGUAAAAUUCAAGAGCAGUUUGGCAUAAAAUUUACCAGUUUUUACUUUAUGCAUGUAUGUAUGUCAUAUUUUAUCAUACCUUUUCAGCAGGUAUGCGAGCUUGAUGAUAUGAUUAUUGCUCUCUUUAUCCUGUGAUCAGUAAUGCUGCACAAUUGCGCAUUGAUA